AAGUAGGUUUAUUCUGACCUGGGCAGAUAUAUAAGUUCUGCGGGAAGCUCUGGACUGGACCAGCGACAAUUCGCCCUUCUUUCAACUUUUGCACUCCUCAUCAGAAACUAUAUUUCGGAAGUCAUGGAUGCUCGCCCAAAGACGAUAUACCUCCCAGACACUAUGGUUACCUGGCCCUGGCCUCGUACCAUCAAUCCUCAUUACAAAGAUGUGAAAGCUGAAGUCGAUGCUUCAUUCCGUGAUUUCAAGGCACUGAGUCCUAAAUCACAAGAAGCAUUCGACAAAUGUGAUUUUGCCCGCCUAACGGCACUGGCUUAUCCCAACUUACCAAGAGAACACCUUCGAAGCGGUUGUGACCUGAUGAAUUUAUCCUUCAUUGUGGAGGAGUACACCGACAUGGAGAAUGAAGCAGUCACGAAGGAAAGGGCGGACAUCUUGCUCGAUGCCCUACACAAUCCCCAUAAGAUACGACCAGAAGGCGAAUGCAUUAUCGGCGAAAUUGCGCGACAAUCUUGGGCUCGCGUGAUCCAAUUCGCAAGCCUGCCUUCUCAACGUCACUUCCUUGACACCUUCGAUGAAUACAUUAAUUCAGUAGUUGUCGAGGCCCGCGACCGUGAGCAAGGCCAUAUGCGCAGUCUCGAUGACUACCUGAAGCUCCGGCGCAAAACUAUUGGCGUAAAACCUUGUUUCCCAAUAUUGGAGGCAGGAAUCGACCUUCCCGAUGAAGUGUUCUACCAUCCCGUUAUUAUGGAUCUUGCUGAGUGCAUCACAGACUUAGUUCUGAUCGAUAAUGACAUGAUAUCCUACAACAAAGAGCAAGCAGUUGGGCACGAAGGCCACAACAUUAUCAGUAUCAUCAUGUUUGACCUCGGCCUUGACGUGAGCGGUGCAAUGGCCUGGGCAGCGCACUAUCACACCGAAGUUCAGAAACGAUUCAUCGACGGUCUUGCAAAAGUUCCUUCAUGGGGACCUUCCGUUGACGUCCUAGUCAAAGAGUAUCUUGACGGGACAGCAAUGUUCGUUCGAGGAAACCAUUCUUGGAGUUACCAAACUCGCAGAUACCUUGCCACCAUGGGCCCGGAAAUACAGAAAACUAGGCUUGUUCCGUUGUUACCAAGGCCCGAUCACAAAGUCAUGUGAAUCUAUCAGAUUGGUUCAGAUACAAAGCUCUUUCCACAGAAUCUGACGCUAGCUUUU
Messenger RNA from Suillus discolor, 1197 nucleotides. Its product is annotated as isoprenoid synthase domain-containing protein. The record is from RefSeq and is a predicted model, not a curated record. Bases 124 to 1140 code for a protein of 338 amino acids. Lineage: Eukaryota; Fungi; Basidiomycota; Agaricomycetes; Boletales; Suillaceae. The transcript is spliced from 6 exons.